Molecule: messenger RNA, 318 nt
Organism: Miscanthus lutarioriparius
Lineage: Eukaryota; Viridiplantae; Streptophyta; Magnoliopsida; Poales; Poaceae
Source: the annotation of a GenBank genome assembly
AUGGCCACCACCACCAAGAUCGUUGACAUGGAGACAAUCUGCAACAACGUCCACAACAUCACCGAUCACUUUUUGGAGGAGAUGAACAAGUUCCUUGAUCAGCAAUGCCAAAUCCCUCCAUCAAAUCCAAUUCAACUGGAGAAGAUCACACCAACACUCAGCAGGUUCGACACCAAAAUCAGCCCUACUUUUGCUCCUACAGAUGCGUCUAAGGAGUCUUCAGAUGGAACCUCCUCGGUCACCAAGCACGGCACCAACUCCACAAAUGAGAUCACCGCCGAGGGAACCACGCACGACAACAGCAGGUUUGUUCCUUAG